Messenger RNA from Caenorhabditis elegans, 1320 nucleotides. RefSeq lists its product as uncharacterized. The transcript has 5 exons. NCBI's taxonomy places the organism in Eukaryota, Metazoa, Nematoda, Chromadorea, Rhabditida, Rhabditidae. The record is from RefSeq and is marked reviewed. The coding region runs from base 66 to 440 and encodes 124 amino acids.
CGCUGUGACUGGAGAAGUUGAUGUUUUAUUUCUUCCAAUUCAGCUGUUUGUACCUGUUUUGUAAUAUGGAUCCUUCUGUUGUGUCUCGAUUGGAGAAUGUUGCGAAUCGAAUGGAGAAUAUAUUGCUGAAAUAUGACUCGAACAAAAAAGAAACUCCGGUCGGCGCGACGCCUCAAAUCAUUAAUCUUUAUGACGAUGCGAUCUGUGAGAAUCUCGUCUCGUUUUAUGAUUUAUCUGCAAAAAUUGGAGGAGAUUUGAAUCGCCUUGGAUGCAUGACUAAGAAUCUAUUUUUCACGCUUUUUUCGAUGUUUUUUGUGGAUUGCGUGUGGGCGCAAAAAAGCGGACAACGACGAGUUCGCGACUCUUGUGAACGAUUUGACGACGGAAAUUGUUGCAUUUUCCGAUUUCAAGGAGAAAAAUCGAAAAUCCGAAUUCUAUAAUCAUAUUUGUGGACUUGAAGCUGCGGUUGGAGCUUGAAAUCGCUUGUUCAUCCAUUACUUUUUUCAAGCACACGCCAUAUUCUCAUUGGAGCGCGCCGUGUUGUGUCGAUUUACGAAAUUUUCCAAUUUUUUCAAUUUCAGUUUUUAAACGAGUUUUUAUUUUUGUGGGCUUUAUUUUUGUGGGUUUUGCUUUUUGGGUUAAAAAAAAUCUUAAAAACAAUCAUAAUUCUCAGGAAACUCAAAUUUUUCGCCGAAAAACCUAUUUUGCGCGUGAAAUCUGGUGUAUUUUACCGUGCCUAGACUAUGUGUGAGAACACUGCCGGUCAUACAUCAUAUUUGACGCGCAAACUGCAAAAAUCGUCGGAAUUAUUUCGGGAACACAAAAUUCUGAAAAUGCGUAUCGCGCAACAUAUUUGACGCGCAAAAUAUCUCGUAGCGAAAACUACAGUAAUUAUGUAAAUGACUACUGUAGCGCUUGUGUGUCGAUUUAAGGGCUCAAUUUUCAAAAAAUCGAGAUCCCGUAAAUCGACACAAGUGCUAUAGUUGUUAUUUGAAGAAUUACUGUAGUUUUCGCUACGAGAUAUUUUGCGCGUCAAAUAUGUUGUGCAAUGCGCAUUUUCAGAAUUUUGUGUAAAAAUUUUUGUGUUUAGUGAUUUUUGCAGUUUGCGCGUCAAAUAUGAUGUAUGACCGGCAGUGUUUGCCCACAUCGCCUAAGCACGGUAAAAUACACCAGAUUUUUCGCGCAAAAUGGGAUUUUCGGCGAAAAAUUCGAAUUUCCUGAGAAUUUUGGUCGUUUUUACUAUUUUUUAAUGCAAAAAAUGAAAAUUUUUAAAUUUUCUGAAAUUCACCGUCGUUUUUCACGAAAUAAAAAAAUUUCAAA